This is a messenger RNA of Symbiodinium sp. CCMP2592, 1044 nucleotides long. The record is from the annotation of a GenBank genome assembly. Lineage: Eukaryota; Dinophyceae; Suessiales; Symbiodiniaceae.
AUGUCGUCGGUGUUCGUGAGCGGCUUCGACAACCGCACCCCUGCAAGCGCGGUGGAAAGCCACUUCAGCACCAUUGGGCCGGUCAAAGCCGUUCGAUUCGUUGGCAAAGGAAGUGCCGUUGUGACCUACGAAUCGUUCGAGGACGCGGACCGUGCGGUGAUUGAUCUCAACAACAGCACCAUGGAGGGCAACCAUUGGCGUGUCAGCGUGAAGAUCGACCGAAAAGGCCAGGGCAAAGGCAAGGAUGGAAAAGAUUCCAAGGGCAGCAGCGGGCACACCAAGGCAGCCUAUGGCAAGGGCAUGGGAGGAGGCACCAUGGACAACCAUUGGUAUGUCAACGCGAAGAUCGACCGACAAGGCAACGAUGGCAAAGAUGGCAAGGGCAGCUGCGGGCACGACAAAGGCUACCUCAAGGGCUACGGCUGUUCGACUGAAGUCCUACAGCCCCAUGCAGGAGAACGAGACUACUCCGAUGGGGAGAUGGAGACUGGUUUCGUUGCGACCAGAGGCAAGGAUCGAAGAGCUGGCAAGGGCAACGGCUGGUACGACAAGCGCUAUGGCGCGGGGGGCUAUGGCAAAGGAAAGGGCAUGGCAGGAGGUGCCCCCUCCUUCCCGAAUGCCAUAGACGCCCGGGAGCUGGAGGCUACACUUCUUUCCAGCGCUGAGCCCGGCACUGCGAGACCGCAAGCACAUCAGACACCGCGAGCAGGAGACCGUGACCGUCAAAUGCCGCUUCGCGAUCUUCAGCAGCCGCGCGGACGAAAGGAACAAGGCAAGGAUCGAAGCUGCGGGUACGACAAGGGCUAUGGCGCGGGCGGCUAUGGCAAAGGAAAGGGCAUGGGAGGAGGAGAACGAGACUACUCCGAUGGGGAGAUGGAGACUGGUUUCGUUGCGACCAGAGGCCUCAAAGACCUGAGGAAGUAUCCUCUGUCUCCCGAUCGAAGAGCUGGCAAGGGCAACGGCUGGUACGACAAGCGCUAUGGCGCGGGGGGCUAUGGCAAAGGAAAGGGCAUGGCAGGAGGUGCCCCGGCUCAAGCGCCUUGA